Messenger RNA from Phanerochaete carnosa HHB-10118-sp, 694 nucleotides. RefSeq lists its product as uncharacterized. The annotation marks the transcript as partial. NCBI's taxonomy places the organism in Eukaryota, Fungi, Basidiomycota, Agaricomycetes, Polyporales, Phanerochaetaceae. The record is from RefSeq and is a predicted model, not a curated record. The transcript is spliced from 9 exons.
CAGACAUGGCUCAGUCAAGCGAAGAAUUUCAGCAGGAGUUUCAAGUAGGGCUGAUAGAUAACUAUGUAGCAUACUCGGUACUGUGUCUCGUUUGCUACGAAUACGCAAUAACACUCGAUCAGGAAAUUGCGACGGCGUGGAAAAGGAAGUUCACGGUCUCCUCGGUGCUACUAUUCACCACCCGGUGGAACAUGCUUCUCGGUCCAUUUCUGAAUAUUAUACCCUCGUCACAAAAAUGGUGCAUCCCAGGAUACGCACUUAACACCCUCGGGUACUUUAUGAGUACAGUCCUGGUCUCAUCGUUCUCUGCUCUGCGUAUGUAUGCACUCUGGCAGGGGUCGCAGGCAAAAUAUGUCUAUCUUGCCAUCGUGCUGAUACUCGGAAUAGUUCCCAUUGGAACGAACAUUUUUCUGUGGACACGUAUUGUACUCUCUUACCUGGACGCUCCACCAAUUUUUUCAUGCAGUGGCACCGCCAACAUCUCACCGAAGCUGAACACAGAGUUGCUCUAUAUCACAAGAUGUAGCCUGAUCGCCGCUGACAUCAUCGUCCUCGUGCUGACGUGGAUCAAGUCAUUCAAGCAAUUCACGCAAAUGCGGCAGCUAAACCUCGGCCUUUCCAUUUCAGGUGUACUUCUCCGAGAUGGCACUCUGUAUUUUCUCGCCCUUCUAGCUAUGAAUAUUCUGCAACUCCU